AUGAACAAUGGCAAGAUACAAACUAUCAGCGAUGGCCAGGAGGAGACUGUUGUUAGUGGCCGGGAGGAGAUAGCUACCGCCAGCGAAGGGAGCCGAGGACAAAAGUCAAUGAACAUUCAACAAGAGGUGCUGCAAAGAGAGAAAGCCCGGGUGGGGAUGAUGGAUAAAAAGAAGAGAAGACUGAGAACUUACCAGGAGCAAAUUGCACCUGCUCAACCAAGUACUGCUAAAGAGAAAAAGAAGAAAGUUGAGAAAGCACCUUCAGUGUCAACUGGUAAUAGAGUGGCAAGAAAUGUUCAAGUCAAAAAGAAACCAACACCCAAAGUAUAUGAAAAGAAGAAGACUGCAACAAAGAAAAUAAGUAGGCAACUCAUUCUUCAAGUAGACUCUGAAGAUAUUGACAUUGAAGAGAAGCCUAAGAAGACAAAAGCAACUGAUGGUACCCAUAAGAUUGCUAAAGACAUUCACAAUAUGCAUGAGAAAUUGAAAUCCCAAACAAAGACUAGAGCUCUACCAGAGCUAAAUGAUGAAGAGAAUAUUGCACCAGAUGUUGUUAAAAAUAAAGAUGAUACAACUUCCCCACCGAUUAUUUUCUUUGUUGAUGAUAUUGAUGAAAUUCAGGACACCAUUGAUACAACUGGUAAUAUCAUUGAACCAGAUAAGGAAUCUGUACUACAACCGGUCAUUUCUGAAACACAGAAAGUAGUUGAUACACCAGUUAAUGAGCCUAGUGUGGUGAAACCUACAGAGGUAGUAAAAGAUCAAGGAAAAGGGGUUGUAGUGAAGGAAAAUGAAAAGAAAAAGGAUGAAGACAAAAAGAAGAAAAUACAGAGAACAAUAGAGCAAAUAGUUAAAAAAGAAAAAGCAAAGGUGAAGCAGCAAACUGAGGAUAAGGAUGACUCUAUAAGAAUUAAAAGGCCAGAUAAUUAUAGAUAA
Molecule: messenger RNA, 936 nt
Organism: Cryptomeria japonica (Japanese cedar)
Lineage: Eukaryota; Viridiplantae; Streptophyta; Pinopsida; Cupressales; Cupressaceae
Exons: 4
Coding region: 1-936 (311 amino acids)
Source: RefSeq, a predicted model, not a curated record